Molecule: messenger RNA, 546 nt
Organism: Aspergillus ibericus CBS 121593
Lineage: Eukaryota; Fungi; Ascomycota; Eurotiomycetes; Eurotiales; Aspergillaceae
Product: ATP synthase subunit H
Exons: 3
Coding region: 1-375 (124 amino acids)
Biological process (GO): proton motive force-driven ATP synthesis
Source: RefSeq, a predicted model, not a curated record
AUGAUGUCCCAGUCUCUCAGAGCGUCGCGCUCUCUCUUCGCCCGCGUCUCUCGGCAACAGGUUUCCUCUGUUUCUCGCCGCACUUUCCUGACCUCCGCUGUCCGUCAGGCCGACCCUGUUCAGGAGCUCUACCUCCGCGAACUCCGUGCCUACAAGCCCAGCCCCGUCAAGCCCGGUGAUGCCGACGCUCACGUCCAGAAGUUCACUCCCCCGGCUGCUCCCCAGUCCCCCGAGGAGGCCAACCUCGCCAGUGAACUGAAGUCCUACGAGAGCCAGGAGGUUGAGGUUGAGGGCCAGGCCGCCGCUGGUGAGGCCGCCCCCGUUGAGGAGAGCUGGUUUGAGGAGGAAGAGGAGGAGGUCCACGCUGCCCACUAGGUUGCUUGUUUUCGCCGACAAGAUAAUGGAAAGUCGGGGCUGAUAGACAAAUGGGAUGGACCUAGCCGUGAUACCACCCGUUGUUCCGAGUCCUGGAGUAACUUUGUAAAUUAAACCUACUUGGAGCAUAUGAAAUUUCUUUUUCCCUCAUGCCCUCUCCUUAAAUAUGAC